Linum tenue is the source of this 1247-nucleotide messenger RNA. Lineage: Eukaryota; Viridiplantae; Streptophyta; Magnoliopsida; Malpighiales; Linaceae. The record is from the annotation of a GenBank genome assembly.
ACGCUCAACAUGACUCAACAAAUCGACUCUAAAAAAAUCAAGCUGGAUCCAUUUCUUAGCAAAUCGUGAUCGAGCUAGGAAAAACACAACAUGACUCGGACUUAUUUACAGCCUCUACACUUUUCUUUUCCACAAAAAGCCCAUGAACUAUGAUGGGGUAAAAGGCCGAUAGCGCCAACAUGAGCCCAGAUAUUGAGAACCACUAACAGGGCCCAGGGGCCUAUUCUAACUCGUUCGGCAAGAAGCCCAGUCGAUAUUAAUUGAAAUCCUCGCACGCUCUAUGAGAUUCUUCUCGAGCGAAAACGGAACCGUCAAUCAACAGACGGCCUAGAUGGAUCCACCACCACCGCCGUCUCCCUUCCUCCUCCUCCUCUUCUUCUUUCUUCUCCUCCUCUCCCCGGCCACCGUUACACCAGCUUUCUCCUUCCCAUCAUCCUACACUUCUUACAAAACCGCCGUCUCGCUGUCCCACUCCCUCCUCAGCCGCGUGUCCAACCUACGCGCCGCCCGAGGCGACGUCUCCGGCGCGAACCGGGCCAGGCUGAUGGCGGAGAAGCUGGAGCGUGGACUUGAAUCGGGAGUCUGGGGGUUCGCGUGGUCAGUUGGGUGGGACUAUGUGAGCAACUACGCGUGGAGGGAUUUGGAGUACAGGGAGCUGCUGGGCGCCAUUUCGGAUCUGACGGACUUGAUUUCGGUUCUGGGCGGGCUGACCUCGGCCAGAUCGGACGCGGAGAGAGUGGCUUGGGCGGCGCAAAAUUACGGCAACUUGGCGAAGACUGCGAAAUCGGCGCUGCGGAGGAUGUUGAACACUUUCAACAAGAAGCAGGGAGCGUUGAAGGAAGCGUUGGAGACGGUGCAGAAGGAGGUGGUGCAGGGUGGAUUGCUGAGGGACUGUGUUGAAGUUGGGAGCAACGAUUUGCGAGGACUGAUGGAGAUUCUCAAGGAUUGGGCUUCCCGAUUGUAUUUUUCUCCGGGUGACGCCGGUGACUGGGAACUUUGAUCAGACUACCGCCGGCCGUCAUUACCUUUGUCACAAAAUCCGUAAUUGGGGUUUCUUUUCAUAAUUCAUACACGUCUCGAAUUCGAAUACCAGCCCUCUACUAUGGUUGAAUUGGUUAAUUUUUUUUUUUUUUUUUUUUUUGUAUAAUUAGCAGAGGCGGGGGUCUUGAGAUGAUGUCAGGUUGUUAGUCACUAUUGGUUAAUUGUUUUGUACUCAUCGUUAAUAGCACGGUUUAUAACCAUUAAGC